AUGCGCCACCCAACACCACUGCAGAACGAGCCCCGUAAGAUCAGCUACAGCCGCAUUCCUGACACUGAGGCUGAUGGGAGCGUUGUCUCCGCCCCCAACUCUCCCCGCACCCCCCUGACACCGCCCCCCACCUCAGCCGCCUCCAGCUCUACUGACGUAGGCAGCGUCUUUGAUUCGCCACAGGGUCCCAGCAGCCCCUUCCACUCCAACUGUGACAGUAUCUUUGCAGUUUUCUCUCUUCCUCACGGUCCACGUUAGUAUAAUACUCCUGACUGUUCACCUUUGACUCACCUGUGUGUUCACCUGUGACUCACCUGACUGUUCACCUUUGACUCACCUGUGACUCACCUGACUGUUCACC
Solea senegalensis (Senegalese sole) is the source of this 361-nucleotide messenger RNA. RefSeq names its product son of sevenless homolog 1-like. Bases 1 to 258 code for a protein of 85 amino acids. The record is from RefSeq and is a predicted model, not a curated record. NCBI's taxonomy places the organism in Eukaryota, Metazoa, Chordata, Actinopteri, Pleuronectiformes, Soleidae. The transcript has 2 exons.